CGUUACCUCCCUUUAACAAACCGACACUAAAAAAAGAUUUUUAAGAAACAAGACUUACUGGACAUUAGACUGAGUGUUUAGAUACAGCAUUGGAAGCAGAUUGACAGUAAUCUGGAAGCUGCUUCUGUAUGGUAGACAUCAAGAAGCCGGUUGAUCAGCUGAUCGAUUCGGCCAAUGAGGUGCAGGCGGCUGUGUCCAUGAACGUUGCACUGUUCACCAUGCCUGAGCUCACUUUCGCCAGCAUUGCCAGCAUCGUGGCUGCGGGAGCCAUGAUAAUUGGAGGAGUGUUCCCCUUCAUCCCACAGUAUCGAGACAUCUAUAGGUCUCAGAAUGCUGAUGGUUUUUCCCUCUAUGUCUGUCUCAACCUGCUGAUAGCAAAUAUACUGAGGAUUCUGUUUUGGUUUGGUAAGCAUUUUGAGCUGCCAUUGCUAGCCCAGAGUGUGAUAAUGACAUUCACAAUGAUGGCACUUGUUCACCUGUGUGUUACUGUGAAGCACAAGACAGAGAUUAUCAAGUCACGACAACACCAGUUCUCAGAUGUCACACGUGAGCACAGGUUCUUGGACUUGGACAUUGAGCAUUUCUGGCAGUGGACAGACUUUGGUAGCUAUGUACAGUUUACAGCGGCCUUUACAGUGUUGAUGGGUCUGCUCACAUAUCUGUUCCUCGGGAACUGGGUGUUCAUAGAGACUAUAGGCUUCCUUGCCGUGUUUGCUGAGGCCAUGCUGGGGGCGCCACAGUUCUACCGCAAUUUUCAAAACAAGUCCACUCAGGGAAUGAGCAAGAAGAUGGUUGGCAUGUGGACGAUGGGUGAUGUUUUCAAAACAUGUUACUUUGUGAUACGGGAGGCACCGCCCCAGUUCUGGAUCUGCGGGUCCCUGCAAGUCAUGAUCGACAUAUCAAUAUUUAUUCAGGUGUUUGUCUACCGCAGAAACUUUGUGCCCCAUGCGGCUAUUAGCUAGUCUUGUUACACGGCAAUAAGCUAGUCUUGUUUCAUUCUUUAUAGGGUUUUUAUCUUUCAUUUUUAAAAGGACUCACAUAUUUUAUGGUGGCAUCAUUUCUUUAAAACAUUGUUGUAAUUGAGUUAUUUAAUUUUCAUUUAUGAAUAAACACCAAAUAGCGACUGAAGCCUGAAAUAAUUCAAUUUUUAAUAAGAGAUACUAACGUUUCCAUGUAAAUAUAUAAGUAAUAUCUAUCACAUGUUUAGAUAAUAAUUAACAAUAAGGCUCUCUUUUGAAAUAUGUUGGUGAUGCUUUUUCAUUGGAACUAGUAUUUUCUUCACAUUUCUCUUUUUACCGUAAUAUGAUGACUGACACUCUAUACUAAAUGAGUCCCUUUAUUGAGGGUGAACUAUUUAAAUUCGGGUUGAAUGUGGCUUUUUUUAUCCAUGUAUUUCAUAUUGCUUUAUUGCUUUAUUGCUGGAUAUGUUCAUGUAUCAGUCAGAUUAUUAUUCAUUUUUCAAGGUAGACAGAUUUUUCAUUUUUUACGGUCACAAAUUUAUUUAUUGAUAUGAAAAAACAGCACAGGCAUUCAAAAUAUGUUUUACACGUGUUCCUAUUAAGUCCCAAACCAAAUAAAGUAGAUUCAAUUUUACAAAACAUAUAGCCUGUCUAUGGUGAUCUUUGGGGAUGUUCGAGUUGAUAUGUCUCAGCUGUUUUGCAAUUGAUUUUACUUUUUAUGAAGUUUUUGUUGAACAUUUUUAAUUUUCAUUUAUCUAUCAACUUUCAAUGCAACUGUCACUCCACAUAAACAUGUAUGUUUAUAUUUAGCCCGGGUAUUUAAUUAAUUGAUUACCACAUUUCUUAGGCUUUUAGGAUGCACUUGGUUUCUUAAUUGUUUGUGUCGGCGGCAUUAUUGUGCAAAAUCUUACAACUAUGGUGAUACCUAAAAAACAUAAAAGAUAUCCAAUUGAAACUAGGUAUAAAUUUAUGUUACCAGCGACAAUACAGCGACAAGACAUGCAAGACACAUAACUCUGUCUCAAAUAAUAAUCAAGUCAUACCCUUUGUUCAUUUGAAAAACAUAACAUAAAACUGAAAUUGUCAAAAGUGCAUUAUAUUUUCAUUUGGAAUUAAAAGCACUUUAACUUAUGCAAAAGAAGCGUUCGAAUCUUAAAUUUAGAUCAAAUAUUAUUCAUAAAAUGUAUUACAUUCUAUGAUAGGAAGUUUUUUCAGCUGCAAAUACCUCAUACAUGUUAUUUAAAUGAGCCGCAUCCUUCAAAAAUGGGUCAUGCAAAUUAACAUCCCUUUAACGAUGUAAAAAUAUUGGGGUAUGCAUAUGCGUUUUUUUACUAAUAUUUCGAAUGCAUUUUGUUUAGUUAGAAUAACAAUCCCCCUGAUAUACACGAGAAUAAUCAAGAAUAAUGGGUCCUAAACAAAACAAAAAAAACAAGUAUAGGACUCUGGAUAUGUAGCAAAAUUUAUCACUGUUUUAAUUGGUUUCAAAUAUUUAAUACACUGUAGAAAGUGAAAAGAAGAAAAAUAAUGCUUUGGAAUUACAUACAUGCUCUUUAUUUGCUAAUCAACUUGUGUUCAUUUUGUUUCAUGUAAAACACAAAAAAAAUCAUUUUUGUUCACAAGUCCCAAAAUUGGUGGAUGCAACUCAACUAUUAAAUUUAUUUCAUGUAUAGCUAUCACAUAUUUUUUUGCAUUGUAUGUCAUUUCUUAUGUUCAUUGUAAAAACAUUGUUAUAUGUUAACAUGGGUUACAUUAAACUGGUAUGGUGAAUCAAUUUGUAGUUACCGGUAACAACCAUUUACAUACCAAAAUGGGUGCUGUCAUUCCAAAAAGUGUGUUGUCAUACUGAACAGUUUGUCAGCAUACCAAAUAGUUUGUCAUCAUUCGAAACAGUUUGACAAUAUACCAAACAGUGUGUCAUCAUACUCAACUUGUGUUGUCAUACCAAACAGUGUGUCAUCAUACUCAACUUGUGUUGUCAUACCAAACCGUGUGUCAUCAUACUCAACUUGUGUUGUCAUACCAAACAAUGUGUCAUCAUACUCAACUUGUUUUGUCAUACCAAACAAUGUGUCAUCAACCUCAACUUGUUUUGUCAUACCAAACAGUGUGUCAUCAUACCAAACAGUGUGUCAUCAUACCAAACAGUUUGUCGUCAUACCCAACAAUUAUUUAUCAUACCAAACAAUGGUUUUAUGGGUUAUUUUCCCCACCUUAUGUACCGAAUGUUCAUACAGACAUGUACCGGGUAUGUCAGUGUGUGGGUUAUUGAUCCUAAAUUCAUGUACAUAUGUUAUUGUUGAUGAAUGAUUUAUGUGGUUAACUGUUUCAGUAUGAAGUUAAGUUAAGCGAAAAAGUUUUUGGUCAAUAUUACUUCAGAGGUCAGCAAAAUACACAAUGUAUCCUUUUAUAAUGCCAGUCUAUAAUUAUUAUAUUGAAUACUGGAACAUAAUAUACUGGUAUAUAUUAAGAAUUUUUUGACAAAUAGUUCCAUUUAAGGAUUCAUAAUGAAAUAGAAUGGGUAAAUAGAAUGUCUACCCAUAAUUCUACAGUCUAUAUGCUUUUUGUAGCCCUGUCUCUCAACCAUAUUCAGUUCUAUGCAAAUGCAUGAAGUUUAUGAUAUGAUAAUAUAUAUGGUACAUUUGAUUAUACUUUUGAUAAACAUAUAUCAAUAUAAGGCAAUGUAAAGAAGAAUACAUGGUAUUUCAUUCCAUUUUGUAAUAACUGACUAGUGUGAAGGAUCCAUGUAUUGCAAAUGCUGUUCACUUUGUGUAAACCUUUAUAUUAUGUGAUAAUGUAAAUAUGCAGAAAUAUUUGGUGCGAUUGUUUGUUACAACAAGUGUGGGAGGUAGUAUUCAGUGUAGCAAGUUUGUUCUGUCUAAGGGUAUGUACCCCUAUAUUGAUGUGCAAUAUUGUUCAUUAAAACAUAGACAAUGGGGCCAUCUUAUUAACUUGUAUACGGCAUAAUAUUGUUAGAUCAAGAAUUUGAGUUCAAUAUUAAGCAAGAACCACAUAUCAUAUUGUAAUUUUCACUUGCAAGAUCAAAUAAACAUUGCCGAAACUGACCAUUAAAGGUCUUGGUUUUAGAAAAUAUAUAUAACUUUUCGGAAAUGUUAAUUUGAAAAAGCUAUUGUAAGAUAUGUGUGCUAAAAAGAUGGCCCAACUCAGCACCACUUUCAUUAGUAGUUUAUUAAUUCACAAAAAUACUAUAAGCUGCACAGUCUCACUUAUCGACAGUUUUGACAUUUUUAAAAAAUAAUGUCUCAGAAUCAGCUUAUUUUGGCAUCAAUGCUUUUAGUUAUGCAUGAUGACUCACAAAUAGAACAGAUCUCAUUGGUUUGAAAAACUGCCAAAAAUUUCAUUUUUUAUAAAGCUGAAGUUUGGCUUUUAGCCAUAAAACAUUAAUCUUCAAAACUAAAUAUGAAAAACUGCAACUGAUAUCUUGUCAGUAGUCGGAUAUCACUGGUUGCCACAAAUCUCAACAAGAAAUGGCUCAUUUCAAAUGAACCAAAAAUGAAAAAGCUGUCAAAUGGUCAAUAUGUGAGGGUCCAGCUUAAGUCAUAUCUCAACCUCUAUCAUGUUACCAAUUAACAUCAAAAGUUAUUCCAAAUCGUACUUGUUUUUUUUACUCUUUUUAUAAAGCGCAUAUCAGGUACUCUGCAUACCAAAAGUUGGUUAAUAUUCCAAAGAAAUAUGCAAUAGUUAGUUUAAACUUAUUUAUUUUACAAAGAAUGUGAAACAAGUUCUUACACCAUAUGUUAAUCACUCUCGUUGGCACGAUGUUACGCGAGAAUGUGGUCUUGUGUUGUUGGGGAAACGGGAUUACCCAAAGGAAACCCACUUGGUGACCACAAAUCAAACUCACAUGCAGGAAUUGUUUCCUUGAAAUUGACAUAAUGUUUCCAACACAUUUUAUGAGAAAAUAUAUUUUAAAAAACAUAACAACAUAUAAGAUUUUGAAUCAUUUUUGAUGUUAUGUGGUAAAAUGAGUUUAGACUGAGAUUAAGAGUUGUAUUUUUGUGUGCUGGUAGUUCCAUGAGUUAAGAUUGUUAUAUGAACAACAUGUCAUUAAAUAUAAUAAACUUGUAAGAUUACAUUAUGUGCAUUUAAAUUGUUAAAAUAUGCAUGUAUGUGUAUUCUGUCCAUAUAUAUAUGUAAAUUAUGAACUGUGUUAUUUCCCUGCAAAUUCAUGCAUUAAAUGCAAACACAUCCACAAAACAUAGCAGCAUGUUUAGUGUCAAUUCAAAUAAUUCUUCAAUGAAAUGUAAAAGUUUAUUUUUGGUGUAUAUUAUAUUCAGUUAAGCUUCCGUAAUAUAUGCACAGAAUGGUAAAGAAAAGUAUUAAUGAUUAUGUUUUGUUAAAUUAUUAAGUUUUGUUAAGGUAUGAUUUGUUGGGGCUCAGGGGCCAUGAUUACGAAUAGGCUCAAGUCCAAGUCUAGACUCAGACUCAUUUUUAUAAAGGAACAAAUAAUCAUGUUUAUUCCAUUAUUCAGCAAAUUUUACCAUCAGUGCUCUGAUAGAAGGAAAAUUACAACGAAAUGAAGUUUUGCCAUAUUGAGUCUUGAGGCUGAACUCAGACUUGUGAUCACUGCCCCAGAUCAAUCUAUGCAUUGAAAUUUGAACUCAUAGAGACAAAAAGUGUUCACUUAAUGUAGUGUCCAGGGGGUGAUUUCAUCAAGAAUCCUAACACCUAUGUUAAUACCAAGUAGAGGUUUCACACGGUUUAAAAUAACUCUUCUAGUUAUGAGAACAUCAUGUACAUUGUUGUUAUAAGAACCGCUCCUAGUGAUGAGAACCCCUCCUAGUUCUGCUCCUAGGUAUAAGAAUGGCUCCUAGUUAUAAGAACCACUCCUAGUGAUGAGAACCGCUACUAGUUCUACUCCUAGUUAUAAGAAUGGCUCCUAGUGAUGAGAAACGCUCCUACUUCUGAUACUUGGUAUGAGAACUGCGCCUAGAUAUCAGAACCACUCUUAGUUCUGCUUCUGGGUAUGAGAACCGCUCCUCAUUCUGACGCUUGGUAUGAGAACCACUCUUAGUUCUGCUCCUGGGUAUGAUAACUGCGCUUAGUUCUGCUCCUAGGUGUGGGAACCGCUCUUAGUUCUGCUCCUGGGUAUGAUAACUGCGCUUAGUUCUGCUCCUGGGUGUGGGAACCGCUCUUAGUUUUGCUCCUGGGUAUGAUAACUGCGCUUAGUUCUGCUCCUGGGUGUGAGAACCCCUCUUAGUUCUGCUCCUGGGUAUGAUAACUGCGCUUAGUUCUGCUCAUGGGUGUGGGAACCGCUCUUAGUUUUGCUCCUGGGUAUGAUAACUGCGCUUAGUUCUGCUCAUGGGUGUGGGAACCGCUCUUAGUUUUGCUCCUGGGUAUGAUAACUGCGCUUAGUUCUGCUCCUCGGUGUGGGAACCGCUCUUAGUUUUGCUCCUGGGUAUGAUAACUGCGCUUAGUUCUGCUCCUGGGUGUGGGAACCGCUCUUAGUUUUGCUCCUGGGUAUGAUAACUGCGCUUAGUUCUGCUCCUGGGUGUGGGAACCGCUCUUAGUUUUGCUCCUGGGUAUGAUAACUGCGCUUAGUUCUGCUCCUGGGUGUGAGAACCGCUCUUAGUUUUGCUCCUGGGUAUGAUAACUGCGCUUAGUUCUGCUCCUGGGUGUGGGAACCGCUCUUAGUUUUGCUCCUGGGUAUGAUAACUGCGCUUAGUUCUGCUCCUGGGUGUGAGAACCGCUCUUAGUUUUGCUCCUGGGUAUGAUAACUGCGCUUAGUUCUGCUCCUGGGUGUGAGAACCGCUCUUAGUUUUGCUCCUGGGUAUGAUAACUGCGCUUAGUUCUGCUCCUGGGUGUGAGAACCGCUCUUAGUUUUGCUCCUGGGUAUGAUAACUGCGCUUAGUUCUGCUCCUGGGUGUGAGAACCGCUCUUAGUUUUGCUCCUGGGUAUGAUAACUGCGCUUAGUUCUGCUCCUGGGUGUGGGAACCGCUCUUAGUUUUGCUCCUGGGUAUGAUAACUGCGCUUAGUUCUGCUCCUGGGUGUGGGAACCGCUCUUAGUUUUGCUCCUGGGUAUGAUAACUGCGCUUAGUUCUGCUCCUGGGUGUGAGAACCGCUCUUAGUUUUGCUCCUGGGUAUGAUAACUUCUCUGAGUUCUGCUCCUGGGUAUGAGGACUGCUUGUAAAUCUGCUCCUAGAUGUGAGAACUGCUCCUAGUUGUGUUGUUGGGUAUGAUAACUGCUGCGAGUUCUGCUCCUAGGUAAAAUAGCCGCUGCGAGUUCUGCUCCUAGGUAUGAAAACCGCUCCUAGGAUUCUUGAUAAAAUGUUGCCUUGUAGUUUUAUUAUGCUUUAUUAUGUUUGUUCUAAUGUUGGUUCUGUGAUGUAAAGCACAUUCUUGUUCAGGUCAUGUAAAAUGUAUAUUAUUCCCAAAUUUCAUUAAAAAUUGUAAUUAUUAAGUCAACUAUGACAACUAUCCAUAAAAACUUCUAUCACUUCUAAAACAUUCAAUUACUAUUUUAUCCAGCAAAACCUAGUGAUCUCAUUUAUGAAAUGUUAGAAAUCAGUGUUCUUCAAUUGUCACAUUAGACACCUGUGUGUCAAAUACACUUACUCUUAAAUAAUGACCACUAUGUAAAUGUAUAUUUAUUUUCGAUGCUUGUAGUAAAAACGAUGUGUGCAUAUCCUUUUGGGAGAAGAUAUUUUUAAAUAAAAUGAGA
Mya arenaria is the source of this 7638-nucleotide messenger RNA. RefSeq names its product solute carrier family 66 member 2-like. The record is from RefSeq and is a predicted model, not a curated record. Bases 129 to 962 code for a protein of 277 amino acids. NCBI's taxonomy places the organism in Eukaryota, Metazoa, Mollusca, Bivalvia, Myida, Myidae. Gene Ontology annotation, biological process: retrograde transport, endosome to Golgi; phospholipid translocation. Gene Ontology annotation, cellular component: trans-Golgi network; endosome. The transcript has 6 exons.